CCAAACUUGCGCCAGACCCCCUCAAUUGCUUUGCCGCGGUCGCAAUCACCCGUGUGACCUCGUGAAGAUGGCGUACAUGUCCAUGUCCCUCCAUGCGGUCAACCACCGCCUGACCAAUGUGCCUGUCAAGCACCUCCCGCAUUUCGCAUCAUCCAUCGCAACCUCGAUCAGCAAUUGCGGGGAGCUGCUGUCGACUCCCCAGAGCCAGAAGGCUGGCAAGGCGGACUCGGACAAUGCCGUCCAGGUCCAUAAGCUUAUGACUCGUCUGGGCAGCUUGCUGCAAGACAGGACGUAUGAAGGCCGCUGGACCGCUAUCGUCUUGGUCAAGGCUCUCGUCGAGGCCGGCCAGUGGGAGAUCCUGCGCGGUUGCGAACCGUUUGUGCGCGGUUUGAUCAGCAUCCUGGCUAAAUCCGACCCCGUCUCUACGAAGAAAAUGUGCAUCAUCACAUUGGCCCGCAUCUUUCACCUCACCUACCAGUACCCGACCCUUGUCCGCGAGAUCACAACCCCGGCUCUACCAGGUUUUAUCACCGCUGCGCUGAACCUGAUCUCCGUCAAGCCAUCCUCUGAGCCUAUCCGGAGGCUGAAGCCCAAUACUCCCUUCGUGGAGGUCGUGCUUCAGGCAUUUGGCGAGCUGAUCGCAAGGCAUCCGACCAUCUUCCGGCCUUUCACGUCGCAAAUCCACAGUAUCCUCCAGACCAUCAUCGGCUCUACGUCGCCCACAUUCCCUGAACCGGUAUUGGACAUCGCCCAGAAGCUAUUCAUUUCCCUCCACAAUUGCGCCCCGAAGAACACGGGUGGUGAAGAAUGGAAGAGCGCUUGUCGCAUGACGAUCACCUCUGUUCAUGCGGCAUCGUCUUACGUCCUGCGAGCUAUUCUGGAACAAUGGGAAUCCGUUGACCCGUCUCUGCGCCAGAUGUCGCAACCGCAAAACUACAGCCAGGAAGUGGGUAAUGGGCCUGACGCUUUGGGACUCAGUAGCUGGCAGGGUCUGAAUGCUGGUGUCAACCGGCUGGUUGUGCUCUUGCGCAUGCUCUCCGGAUUCGUGGGCACUGCUACUGCUUCCACCGUGACCAUUCCAGUGGGAGCAAUCCUGGAUCUGACGGCUCGCUUGAACAUGGUGACCGUUCCCUCCGGGGAUAGCGACAUCCAAGCCAACCCGCAAAUUGGUCGAGCAGAAAGAGAACAUCUGCUUACCGAGCUCCCUCGCAUCCACGUUGCCUGCAUAAAGCUCCUGCUGCACCUGGUCAACGCCCUGGAAACCAGCGCCAUCUCCGUCGCCCAGACCAUCCUCGAGCAGGCGCUGUGGAUCUUCCGUGCCGAGAAGUUCAACCGGGAGGUCCGCACUGCAGUGUAUGACCUGGUUUCUGUCUUGCUCACCCAGAUCGGCCCAUCCAUGACCAAGCAAAGUGUAUCUUCUCUGACCGGUAUCAUCCGCACUUCCUGCCAUGACCUCUUGCCUCCUACCGGCAACCAGGCUGCGGCCGUCGACAAGCCGGACCCGAAGUCGAAGAACAAGUCGAACCAGACCACCGUGAACGCCGACUCCUUCCUGAACCCCGGACUGAAACAAGUCCGUCAAACCAGCUCCUCCUCGUCCUUCCCCUGCCUCAAGCGCGCUGCAUCCGAGCUCCUCGUCGCUGCGCUGGCGCACGCGCCGACCGAGUUCAUCUCCCCUGCUCUCCGUGCGGAAAUCGACCGAACCAUCAUCCUGACCUCCGACAAGAACGCCAUGCUGUCCAGCGUCCUCAACCCCUUCCCCGCCAUGCAAGGCCGUGGCGUGGGCACCAGCAUCCUACCAUUCCUGGCUCGCAGCUACCCCGCCGAAACAGAAGUGGAAUGCCUCAUCCGCCCACGCAUGCCCGUGCUGAUGAACGCCCCCGCAACCAACGGCUUCGCCCCCAUCGACGAAGACGAGGACGACGAAGUCGAAACAGCCACCGCACCACAACCCGCCCCCGCAGCCAGCGGAUUCCUCAAGAACACCCCCACGCCCAGUCUACACCACGACAUGAUGGACGUGGAAGUGACCCCCCGGCCCACCCUCCAAAGCAAACGCAGCUACACCGAAGACGUCGAAGCCCCAGCCUCAGCCCCAGCCCCGGCCCCGGCAGCACCCACCUUCCCUAGCCCCGGCUCACAAAGCAAAAAGGCCCGUUUCGAACCCGAAACAGCCCCCCAGCCCGCCUUGGACGCCGCAUCCCCCGCUACCUUCACCGGCACGGCCGCUAUCUCCGUCCCGUCAUCAUCGAUCGCUGGUCCGACCCCCGUGGCGACAUCGAAACCUACCAUCUCAAGCGCAAAGCAACCAUCCGCCCUCCAGUCGACAUCUACCACCGAAGCUGCAGAGGAUGACAGCGACGAUGAGAUGCCGUCUUUGAACAUCGAUCCUGAUACGGAUGAUGAGGAAGACGACGAGUAAGCGCUUGAGUUCUCUGUAGCAGCAGCAGCAAAAAAAUAUGGAUUCCGAUACUUUUUCCGUGACGGCUCACGUCGAUUAAUGCCACGAAAUUCAUGUAUUAUAUGACCUGGAUGGUUUCAUGUGCACAAGCAUCUAGGUGUCUUUUACAAAAGCGUCAAAAACAAUUGAUAUCCACAAGUCAUGGAAAUUAUUACAUGAUGGACUGGUCCAUUAAGGACAUCUGUAACAGCUUCUCCACAAGCAAAGCAAUCUACACGAAUCAUCAUUGAUCCAAAAAGGUCCAGAUAUCUUGUAAGGUCCCUUCCUGGUACAGGUAUGAGGAUACUGCGCAGUCAGUAAAGACUUAUCUCUAGACAUGUCAACGCUCAUGCCACUGCAAAAUAG
Messenger RNA from Aspergillus ibericus CBS 121593, 2806 nucleotides. Its product is annotated as RIX1/PELP1 family protein. Gene Ontology annotation, biological process: rRNA processing. Gene Ontology annotation, cellular component: nucleus. NCBI's taxonomy places the organism in Eukaryota, Fungi, Ascomycota, Eurotiomycetes, Eurotiales, Aspergillaceae. The coding region runs from base 68 to 2422 and encodes 784 amino acids. The record is from RefSeq and is a predicted model, not a curated record. The transcript is spliced from 2 exons.